AUUCCCAAACAAAACAACAAAAAACAAAACCAAAAAAAAAAAAAAAACACAAUGCAGCAGAUUCACAAACUCUGUUUUCUUGCUCUGUUCUUAGCUCACGCAGCUUUUGCCGUCAAGUUCAACUUCAAGACCUUCGAUGGAAACAACUUGUUCUUCCUCGGAGACGCAGAGCUUGGUCCUUCCUCCGAUGCUGGCAUAGCCCGAUCCGGAGCUUUAUCCAUGACCCGAGACGAAACCCCAUUUUCUCACGGCCAAGGUCUCUACAUCAAUCCAAUCCCUUUCAAGCCUUCAAACGAUUCUUCUCCUUACUCAUUCGAAACCUCUUUCACGUUCUCCAUCACUCCUAAAACCAAAUCAAACUCCGGUCAAGGCCUCGCCUUCAUCAUCGUCCCCGCCGCCGAUAACUCCGGCGCUUCCGGCGGUGGAUUCCUCGGAAUCCUCAACAAAACCAACAACGGUAAGCCAGAAAACCACAUCUUCGCUGUCGAAUUCGACACUUUCCAGAACAAAGAUUUCCAAGACAUUAGUGGCAAUCAUGUUGGACUCAACGUCAACUCCAUGACAUCAAAUGUCGCUACAGAAGCUGGUUAUUGGGUUCAGACAGUGGUCGGGAAAAGGAAAGUUUGGUCCUUUAAAGAUGUGAACUUGAGCAGUGGAGAGAGGUUUAAGGCUUGGGUUGAGUUCAGAAACAGAGACAAUAGGAUCACGAUUACGCUCGCGCCUGAAAACGUCAAGAAACCGAAGAGACCUUUGAUCCAAGGUCCGAGAGAGCUCAAUGAUGUUCUCUUUCAAAACAUGUACGCUGGUUUUGCUGGUGCCAUGGGACGUGGCGUUGAGCGUCACGACAUUUGGAGCUGGUCCUUCGAAAACGGCGCCAAAAACAAUUAAAACCGGUUUUGGCUACCGGCUACGUCUCGUUUCCUUUAUUUAUGCUUAAUAAACCGGAGUGAAUAAUUAACGGUUUGAAUAAAAAAGCCUCCUAAUCUGUGUGGCUUACUCCGAUUCGUAUUGUAUUUUCAUUUCUUCUCUUUUUAUUUUUGGUCGAACAUUGUAUUUUCAUAUUUGAAUUCAGAGAUUGAUAAUAAAAGAAACUUUCUUUUCACAUU
Eutrema salsugineum is the source of this 1106-nucleotide messenger RNA. RefSeq names its product lectin-like protein At3g16530. The transcript has a single exon. Gene Ontology annotation, molecular function: carbohydrate binding. Lineage: Eukaryota; Viridiplantae; Streptophyta; Magnoliopsida; Brassicales; Brassicaceae. The record is from RefSeq and is a predicted model, not a curated record. The coding region runs from base 52 to 888 and encodes 278 amino acids.